Molecule: messenger RNA, 6047 nt
Organism: Syngnathoides biaculeatus (alligator pipefish)
Lineage: Eukaryota; Metazoa; Chordata; Actinopteri; Syngnathiformes; Syngnathidae
Gene: fam222aa
Product: family with sequence similarity 222 member Aa
Exons: 4
Coding region: 2647-4227 (526 amino acids)
Source: RefSeq, a predicted model, not a curated record
CCCCGAGUGAGAAACGCGUAUAAAAUUACGGGAACUGCUUCACAAUUUCAGUGAAGAAGCUUGAAAAAGUGAAGAAUGAAUGCGCACCUUUUCUGUAGCUUGCUAGAGCAGGUUCAAGUUAAUAUCUAUAUAUUGUCAAAGAUCGGAACGUCAGGCCAUUUCAAAAUAUUUACCCAUUAAUGUGCACUCAUAAGUACUUUGAAAUAAAAGUGAGGCUUAAAAGCCAAGAUUAAUGGAAGCUGUGACAUUGGACUGACUCCCAACAUCACUUUCGGAGUUGAACAAAAUAAAAUAUGCGCACAGAAUGCUAAUUGUUUCCCUGAAAGCUUUCAAGAAAAGUUGACCUUGGGAGUUUUUCUUCAAACUUCUUUGAUGAACCCAAAAAUGUUUUACUUGAACAUUACAACUCAUGCAUAAGCAUUAAGCUUUUCCCAAAUUCUUUUCUGUGUUGUUUCAACACCAUCACCGAGUUGCUCCCCCAAAUCCUUUCCGGUGGAACACAUUACACAUAAUCAAUUGUUUUGUAUCACAUAAAACCCUAAUAAUAAUAAUACCCUUUUAUAUGUGUAUACUGUAUACCGUAAUUGAUUUGUACACACACUUUCAACCCUGAUGCGGCUAAUUUGUGCAUAUUUUUUUUCUAACGGCCGCAAGGGGGCGCUCGAGCCGAAAAUGUAAGAGUGAGACCGGGGGAAUAUGUGUGCUGAAGAAGUGACUUUGACCGGUCUGGCUCUGUUAGCGCUGCGUUAGCGUGUUACUGCCGUGUCUCAGUUAUUUUUACCGGUAUGUUUUCCUUUAUUAACCGGCCCUGUUAGCGCAGCGCUAGUAUUAGCGUUAGCACGGUGCUAGCGUCAGCGCGGUGUUAGCGUGGCAGCGCUACCAUUAGCGUUAGCGCAGCGCUAGUGUCGGUGCUGCGUUUGCGUUAGCGUGGUGGCACUAGCAUUAGCGUUAUUGCUGUGCUAGCGUGUUCCUGCCAUGUCUCAGUUAUUUUUACAGGUAUUUUUUUAACCGGCCCUGUUAGCGCUCUCGCUAGCUUUAGUGCUGUGCUAGCGUGUUCCUGCCAUGUUUCAGUGAUUUUUAGCUCUAGUUUUUUUUAACCGUCCCUGUUAGCGCAGCGCUAGCAUUAGCGUUAGCAUGGCGGCGCUAGCGUUAGCGCGGCAGCCCUAGCGUUAAACUCUCUGUGUACUGAUUUUCUUUGUAAAUAUCUCGUCUUUCAAUGUGGGAACUUGUAGCUUUUACACAGCUGCGGCUUACAUAUGUACCAAAUGGUAUUUCCUUUACAAAUGUACUGGGUGAGGCUUCUAAACGGUGCGCUCUGUAGGCUGGGGAUUACAGUAUACAUAAUUAUCAUUAUUAUUAGGCACUUCUACCCUUUUAAUUGACCCUUGCAACUCCUGUUGAAAUAAUACGACCGAUUGGAACUAUACAGGUGGAUUUUUUAUUUUAUUUUUCAUAGAAUUAUUCUGUUUCAACUUAGUGGAUUGAGGAGGUGUGCUUAUAGUUAUGGCCAGUGGACGUACAAUGGUGAACAGGACUAAGCCGGUUUUAAGGUGUGGCACGGGAAAAAACACGAAGGCAAAUUACAAAACAAAAGAAAACGACAUUCGUCCGCUCGAUGGUGCCGGCGCCAGAUCUUUGAAUGGCCGCCUUUGAUUUGACGUAUUCAAUGCGCUAAGGCGGUCUCGGAGCGUAUUCACCGGACCGUCACCUGUCACGCACACCGGUUCCAAGCUGACUCGCCAACUCGUGAAGCUCUCGAGCAACACGAGCCCGGUUUUGUGUUCUUGGCAGACGUGCCAAGAACAGCUGCCGUUUGUGUGCGAGAGAUUUUCUCGAGUCUAGCGCUAUUUAGGUCUUUUCUCCCGAGUUGGGAUUGUUAGAGUUUUCAAAUCUGCGGCUAAAAGCUCCUCCCGUUUCUGAAAUGUAACUUUUGCUUUUUUUGCAUGUAGCAAACGCAUUCACAUCUCCAGAGUGUCUACAUUUUUCUUUUUCUUUUUUUUUUUUUGUUGUUGUUGCAAUGAGGAGGAACGCCAAUGAGAUUUAACAGUCCCAGGUGUGAGCGCCGUGACACUGCGUAUGACCUCACCGCACUGGCACGGUUCCGCUUCCUUGUAAUGGAGACAUAUGACCUGACAAGAUCGGUUUUUCCCCACUCCAACCGCCUGGUUGUGCGGAGAUAACAGCGAGAGAAAUUCAACGCAACCCGGGGACCUUUCCCUCUCGCGUCGGAGGCGAAACGUCGACAGCCCGGAGCGCACUUUGCGCUGCGCAAUUGUUCCUCCGAGGACCUGUUUCCGCACCGUUUGACCUCCGCUAAAGAAAAAAAAAAUUGAAAAAAAUACAAAUAAAACAUUGGCAGAGGAUCCGAGAUAUUUUUUUUUUUUUUUUUUUUACAAAGCUCGUCAAGUGUGGGAUUUAAAUUGCAACGGGUCGUGGAGGAGGAAGAAGAAGAAGAAGAAAAGAGGAUAAACUUGCGCUGUUGGAUUUGAGCAAAACAUAAAAAAUAAAAAUGAAACAUUUCUAAUUGGGAGCACGCAGCUGGCUCGCUCGAUGUUUUCCGCACGCAUGGAGGUCUAGUCUGCACUACGGAGCAAUUUAUGGUUGGCCGCAGAACUCCCCCGGCUGUCGUACUGUGCCCACCUCGCCAUGCUGGCCUGUCUGCAGAGGAGGCAGAACCCUCCACCCCAGCACCCGGUGUGUGCCAGCAAGAACCUGGAGCCACCGCAAGCCCUGGGACGCAAAUGCGACCUGGUGGUGCCUACACAUUCCCCUCGCUACCCGACCGUGGCAGAACUUGACGCCUACGCUCAGAAGACGGCCAACAGCCCGCUGUCCAUCAAGAUCUUCCCCACCAACAUCAGGGUUCCCCAGCACAAGCACCUUAACCGGACCGUGAAUGGAUACGACACCACCGGCCAACGCUACAGUCCCUAUCCACACUUUCACACCGGGGGGUACCACGGCCUGCUCGCCAUUGUCAAGUCCUCUUCCUCGCCGUCGUCGUCAUCCGCCUCCACCUUCGUCUCAGCAAAAGGUGUCCUCAAGAACUCCGAAGGCAGACGGACUAAGCUCUCUCCGGCCCACAUCGCCGUGGCCCCGUACCCGCCUACUAGUAGCACUUUAGUCACCGGCCCGAGCCAGAUGGGAUAUCAGACGGGGCCCGCGAAGCCUCCAGAGGGGGCCGGGUUGUCGGUACCCCCCAAUGUCACCGUAGCCGGCUCGGUGAUUCCUGUAACGGGGGGGCGCGGCCUGCCCCUCCCCGCGCAGUCCAACCUCCCCUCCAUCCAGAGCAUCAUUUACCAGAUCAACCAGCAUUGCCAGGCCCAGGCCCUGCAGCAGGUUUGUCAGGGGGCCCCACCCUCCAAUUCCAGCCCCUCCAAGCAGGGCGCUACUGUCAUGGGGGUCUCCUCGAGCUCCUCGGGCGGAGGUUACGUGGUGGGGAUCGCUCCGCAGGCCAACAUGGUCUACACGGGUCAAGGGCUGCCGGCUCAAAACGCCGAGGCGGCGAAGAACGGGGUUUACGCCGCGGACGGCGUGGAUUACAUCCUGUGGCAGAAGCAGCAGCAGCACCAGCAGCAGCAGCAGCAGCAGCAACAGGCAGUGCUGCGAAUGUACAGCGGGGGCAGCGGAGGGGGAGGGGCCGUCAGCAAGUCCCCCGAAAGCUGCGUGCCGGUCGGCGGAAUCUUAGCGGGGCAGGUCUCUUCCUCCUCGUCCAGACCGUACCACCUGACGGCGAGCGCCAGCGGCGGAGGCGGCCUGGACAAAGUCAGCUCCUCCCCGUUGAACUGCAUGGGCAUGCACGGGAAUUUCUCGGUGGGUCAGUACUUUGCCCCCCCGUGGAACAGUGUCCUGGUGACACCCGACAGUGACUGCUACAACCCUCAGGAGCUUCUGGUCUCCUCCGCCGGCGGCUCGGCCACGGGCCACAGAGAAGUGGCCUACCCGCACCACCCCUACCACCACCACCACCACCACCCCCACCACCACCAUCACCACCACCACCAUGCCAUCGACAGCGGGGGCCGCCUGUGUUGCAGCCUGCCCAGCAAGACCUUGUGCAACACGUCGGUGUUGAGCAGCAGCCUGCAGUCUCUGGAAUACCUGAUCAACGACAUCCACCCGCCGUGCAUCAAGGAGCAGAUGCUCGGCAAAGGCUACGAGACCGUGUCGGUGCCGCGUCUGUUGGACCACCAGCACGCGCACAUCCGCCUGCCCGUUUACAGAUAAGAGGCCCGGGCGAAAUCGCAAGAAUCGCCUCGUGAAUUUGUAAAGAGCGAAAGGACAAGACGCCGCUUUUGCGCGGAGGGUGGGAGGGGGGGGGGGGCGAUUGGCUUUAACAGGUGCGCGGGGAGAGCCGCCGCCGCCGCCACCGUCGUCGUUCGUGUCGUGUCGUGUGAGCCCACCCGCGGCGCUUUCAAGCUAGGCUACGAGAAUCCCAAAUGAGAAAAGGCGGUAGCGGAUGAUCCGUCGUGCGCUUCGCCGCUAGGAGAUUUUGCAUUGGUUUCUUUCUACUUCCUGUUUAAUUUUAUGUCGCUUACGUUUGACUUUUCUCGCUUCUUUUUUUUUUAGUUUUUGUUUUUUCUUUCCGACGGAGUCACAUAGCCUGAGAUGAAGCGCUUACGCCACGUGUGUGUGUGUGUGUCCCCCCCCCCCUCCGCUUCGAAUACGAAGACUGAAGCUACUGUGUAGGUUGUCACUGAAAUCAACGGUCUUCGCCGGACCAAAGUUUAGGGCUGCUCGCAACAUCCAAAAACCCCACACGCCAGACGGAUGAAGACCGACUCGGUCGAGCUAUAGCCGGGACUGUUCUGUACAAGAAUCGUCGGAUCGGAUUAGGAAAGGAUAGUACAUUAUUAUUGAUUAUUGCUGUUAUAACUGAUACAUAAAUUGCACUGCUUGAAUCUUGUUAACUUUGAAGUUUGGAAUUGGGUAGUUUGGAUAUGAUAUAUUUAAGAAAACUUGGAAAACUUGAACCUAUUUUAUGUUGUUUUAUAUAUUUGUAGGUAUAUUAUAUGCAUUGGCUGCUACGGGGAAAAAGUGUCUCUGAUGCUUAUGCUGUUUAUUUCCACUUGCUUUUUAUGAUUGAAAUAUUCCUUUUCAAGCAAAAUGUGCAGUUUUUUUUUUUAUGUUCGGAUUGGAGGCAUCGUCACUGCUUUGGUUCUGUGAGAACCCGCUUUGUGAGAGUUUGUUUUCCUAACCAACACUGGAAACUACAGGGUGGGUGAAACGUGACUCGAAAAAUGAUAACGUUCAAAGUUAUUGAAUCAAAUGAUUCUUAUUCUUUAUGGGAAGCCAAAAUGAAAGUCAAUCUUCAUAUUUUUUUACAUUCAUCAGCCGUCAACGACAUCAAAUCAACCAACACCCGAGUAAGUGGCCGUCUGAAAAAUAAAUCUGAUAUAAAACAAUGGGAAAGUACAAAAAUAAAAUGAUGACAAAGCCUCAUUGUUAAAAAAAAAGAAAAAUGAUUUCAGAGAAUAGUAAAAAUUUAAAAUGCCACGUUAACACUUUUCAGCCACCCUGUACAAUUACGAAGGAGUAUUAGGCGCACACAGAAAAGAAAAUAAUUUAUACUAUGACGAUAAAAGCGUAACGUUGUGAGAGUUAAGUUGUAAUAUUAUGACAAUAAAUCAGAAUAUUACGAUGAUGAACUUUUUUUUAAAUGAUCAACAAAGUUAGCAAAUAUUUACUGCUAUGACAGUUGAGAGAGCGACGGUUUUCCGUUACCGUAAUUUACGGCCUACAGGGCGCACCGGAUUAUAAAUCUCACCCAGUACAUUUGUAAAGUAAAUACCAUUUGGUACAUACAUAAGGCACACCUGUGCAAAAGUGCUCACAUUGGAGUUGGUUAAAAAAAAAAAACAGCCACGGCAGCUACACAUUAGCAACACGCUAGCACAACACUAACAUGGCCGGUUAAAAUAUUUUUUAACCUAAAUCACUGCGGUGUGGUAGUAACACAGCAGCAACAUGCUAGCGCGUGGCGCUAAUGCUAACACGCUGCUAAAAAAAAAAAAAAAAACAUACCGGAUAAAAUCACUGAGACACAG